Molecule: messenger RNA, 8256 nt
Organism: Artibeus jamaicensis (Jamaican fruit-eating bat)
Lineage: Eukaryota; Metazoa; Chordata; Mammalia; Chiroptera; Phyllostomidae
Product: tubulin-specific chaperone cofactor E-like protein
Exons: 32
Coding region: 193-7641 (2482 amino acids)
Biological process (GO): protein folding; cell-matrix adhesion
Molecular function (GO): alpha-tubulin binding
Source: RefSeq, a predicted model, not a curated record
CAGCUGCUUCCGGGUCAAUGCAGGACGCUGGACAGCGGCCCGAGGGGAGGACGAGGUGAAGCGGCCAGGGCCGGGGUGGUCUGGACAGCGCAGAGGCCACGCGUCUGCCACAGAGCUGCCGGGAGGGGGGCGUCAGGCGCCGCGGGAGGAGCCGCCGCGGAGCCCCGCCUCCCGGGCUGCGGGGAAAGGAAGAUGGAUCAACCUAGUGGAAGGAGUUUUAUGCAAGUAUUAUGUGAAAAAUACAGUCCUGAAAACUUUCCUUACCGCCGUGGUCCUGGGAUGGGAGUCCACGUCCCAGCUACCCCUCAGGGCUCUCCUAUGAAAGACCGCCUCAACCUCCCCAGUGUCCUGGUGCUGAACAGCUGCGGGAUAACCUGUGCGGGGGACGAGAAGGAGAUCGCUGCCUUCUGUGCUCAUGUGUCAGAACUCGACCUUUCUGACAACAAACUGGAAGACUGGCAUGAGGUCAGUAAAAUUGUGUCAAAUGUUCCCCAGUUGGAGUUUCUAAACCUGAGUUCCAACCCUCUGAAUUUGUCGGUUUUAGAAAGAACGUGUGCUGGGUCCUUCUCGGGGGUUCGCAAACUUGUCCUCAAUAACAGCAAAGCUUCUUGGGAGACGGUCCACACGAUACUGCAGGAGUUGCCAGAUUUGGAGGAGCUCUUCCUGUGCCUUAACGACUAUGAAACAGUGUCUUGUCCUUCUGUUUGCUGUCCUUCUCUGAAGCUCCUGCAUAUAACAGACAAUAACCUCCAGGACUGGACUGAAAUACGAAAGUUAGGAGUUAUGUUUCCUGCGCUAGACACCCUCGUCCUGGCCAACAAUCAUGUGAAUGCUAUUGAGGAGCCUGAUGAUUCACUGGCCAGGUUGUUUCCUAAUCUGCGAUCCAUCAGCCUCCACAAGUCAGGUUUGCAGUCCUGGGAAGACAUUGACAAACUAAAUUCCUUCCCCAAACUUGAAGAAGUGAGAUUGUUAGGAAUUCCUCUUCUGCAGCCAUAUACCACUGAGGAGCGAAGGAAACUGGUGAUAGCCAGAUUGCCAUCAGUUUCCAAACUUAAUGGGAGUGUUGUUACUGACAGUGAGCGGGAAGAUUCUGAGAGAUUUUUUAUUCGUUACCAUGUGGAUGUUCCGCAGGAAGAAGUGCCAUUCAGUGUAUUUCUUCUGCCUUGCACUGGGAUGAAUUAUUCAUCAUUACUUAGAAUUUGGGUCUCUUUCAUCUUUGCUCUUGUACAGCAGCAAGUUCAGCCCAGGGAGCUCAUGUAUCCAUUUUGGCAGAAUGACACCAAAACCCCUAAAGUAGAUGAUGGAAGCUCGCCUGAGAUCAAGCUGGCCAUCCCCAUUUUCUUCUUCGGGGUCCCUUACCGCACUGUCUAUGUCAAUAACAAUGGAGUUGUGUCCUUCAACGUGCUAGUCAGCCAGUUCACGCCAGAGUCCUUCCCCUUGACGGAUGGGCGGGCCUUCAUUGCUCCGUUUUGGGCAGAUGUGCACAAUGGGAUUCGAGGCGAGAUCUAUUACAGAGAGACCAUGGACCCUGUCAUCUUGAAAAGAGCCACCAAGGACAUCAGGAAGUACUUCAAAGACAUGGCAACCUUCUCUGCCACCUGGGUUUUCAUUGUGACCUGGGAGGAAGUCACAUUUUAUGGAGGGAGCAGCACCACACCUGUGAACACGUUCCAGGCUGUCCUGGUGUCUGAUGGCUCCUAUACAUUCACACUCUUCAAUUAUUAUGAAAUCAACUGGACCACUGGGACAGCCAGCGGCGGCGACCCCCUGACGGGCCUUGGGGGAGUGAUGGCACAGGCAGGAUUUAAUGGUGGAAACCUCACCAAUUUCUUCAGCCUCCCAGGGUCAAGAACCCCGGAUAUUGUGAAUAUCCAGGAGACCACAAACGUCAAUGUUCCAGGCCGCUGGGCAUUUAAAGUUGACGGGAAAGAAAUUGACCCAGCCAAUGGCUGCACGUCCAGAGGACAGUUCCUUCGGCGAGGGGAGGUGUUUUGGGAAGACCUGAACUGCACCAUCAAGUGCCGCUGUUUGGAUUUCAACAAUGAGAUCUAUUGCCAGGAGGCCUCUUGCAGUCCAUUUGAAAUAUGCGACCCCAAAGGCAAAUUCUUCUACUGCAGCCCUGUGGAGACUAGUACGUGUGUAGUGUUCGGAGAGCCACACUAUCACACUUUCGAUGGCUUCCUCUUCCACUUCCAAGGCUCUUGUGCCUACCUGUUGGCCCGGCAGUGUUUGCAGACUUCCAGUCUCCCCUUCUUCAGUGUGGAGGCCAAAAAUGAACACCGGGGAGGGUCAGCUGUCUCCUGGGUGAAGGAGCUGUCUGUGGAGGUGAAUGGCUACAAGAUUCUCAUUCCCAAAGGAAGCUACGGAAAAGUCAAGGUUAAUGAUCUGGUGGCUUCUUUGCCCGUCACCUUAGACUUGGGGGCAGUGAAAAUCUACCAGAGUGGCAUGUCUACAGCUGUGGAAACGGAUUUUGGGCUCUUAGUGACUUUCGAUGGCAAGCACUACGCCUCCAUUUCUAUCCCAGGCUCCUACAUAAACUCCACGUGUGGGCUCUGUGGGAACUACAAUAAAAACCCACUGGACGAUUUCCUCCGCCCAGACGGCAGGCCAGCCAUGUCUGUCCUGGAUCUAGGAGAGAGCUGGAGGGUCUACCACGCCGAGUGGAGGUGUGAUUCAGGCUGCGUGGACAACUGCACCCAAUGCGAUGCGGCCACAGAGACCCUCUACUUUGGUUCCGACUACUGUGGCUUCCUCAAUAAGACCGAUGGCCCCCUGUGGGAGUGUGGCACCGUCGUGGACUCCACAGCCUUUAUUCACAGCUGUGUGUAUGACCUGUGCAGCGUGAGGGACAAUGGGACACUCCUCUGUCAAGCCAUCCAAGCCUAUGCCCUUGUGUGCCAAGCCCUUGGCAUUCCGAUUGGAGACUGGAGAGUGCAGACUGGGUGUGUGUCCACGGUCCAGUGUCCGAGCUUCAGCCACUAUUCCGUGUGCACCAGCAGCUGCCCCGACACGUGUUCAGACCUCACAGCCUCUCAGAACUGCGCCACACCAUGCACGGAGGGCUGCGAGUGUAACGAGGGCUUUGUCCUCAGCACCAGUCAGUGUGUUCCGCUGCACAAGUGUGGCUGUGACUUCGACGGCCACUACUACACCAUGGGGGAGUUCUUCUGGGCCACAGCCAACUGCACCGUGCAGUGCCUGUGUGAGGAGGGUGGUGAUGUAUACUGCUUCAACAAGACCUGCCGGGGUGGGGAGGUGUGCACCGUGGAGGACGGCUACCGUGGCUGCUUCCCCAAGCGGGAGACUGUGUGCCUGCUCAGCCAGAACCAAGUGCUGCACACCUUUGACGGGGCCGCAUAUGCUUUCCCCUCUGAGUUCUCCUACACGCUGCUCAAGACCUGCCCGGAGCAACCAGAGUACCUAGAAAUCGACAUCAAUAAGAAGAAGCCUGAUGGAGGGCCUGCCUGGCUUCGAGGCCUUCGGAUCCUGGUGGCCAACCAGGAGGUCAAGAUCGGAGGAAUAGGGGCUUCAGAAGUCAAGGUGAAUGGUCAGGAAGUGGAAUUACCAUUUUUCCAUCUUUCGGGGAAGCUGGAAAUUCAUCGAAACAAAAACAGCACAACAGUAGAGUCCAAGGGUAUUGUGAGUGUCCAGUACUCAGACACAGGCCUGCUCUACAUCCGGCUCUCCACUGUUUACUUCAAUUGCACUGGGGGCUUAUGUGGCUUCUUCAACGCUAAUGCCAGUGAUGAGUUCUGUCUCCCCAAUGGCAAAUGCACAGACAACCUGGCUGUGUUCCUGGAAAGCUGGACAACUUUUGAGGAGAUCUGCAAUGGGGAGUGUGGGGACUUGCUGAAGGCCUGUAACAAUGACUCGGAGCUGCUCAAAUUUUAUCGGAGCCGCUCCAGGUGUGGCAUCAUCAAUGACCCCUCCAACAGCUCCUUCCUAGAGUGCCAUGGAGUGGUCAACGUCACCGCUUACUACCGCACCUGCCUCUUUCGCUUGUGCCAGAGUGGAGGCAAUGAAUCAGAGCUCUGUGACUCUGUGGCCCGGUACGCAAGCGCCUGCAAGAAUGCUGACGUGGAGGUUGGCCCCUGGCGGACUUACGACUUCUGCCCUCUGGAGUGCCCGGAGAACAGCCACUUUGAGGAAUGUGUGACGUGCACGGAGACCUGUGAGACCCUGGCCCUGGGCCCCAUCUGUGUGGACAGCUGCUCUGAGGGAUGUCAGUGUGAUGAAGGCUAUGCCCUGCAAGGCAGCCAGUGUGUCACCCGCAGUGAGUGUGGCUGCAACUUUGAGGGGCACCAGCUUGCCACCAAUGAGACCUUUUGGGUAGACCUGGACUGCCAGAUCUUCUGCUAUUGCAACGGCACAGACAACAGCGUCCAUUGUGAGACCGUCCCCUGCAAGGAUGACGAGUACUGUAUGGAGGAAGGUGGCCUAUACUACUGCCAGGCCCGCACCGACGCCUCCUGCAUUGUGUCCGGCUAUGGCCACUACCUCACCUUUGAUGGCUACCCUUUUGACUUCCAGACCAGCUGUCCACUCAUCCUGUGCACCACAGGAAACAGGCCAAGCUCAGACAUUUUCCCCAAGUUUAUCGUCACAGCCAAGAAUGAGGACCGGGACCCAUCACUGGCCUUGUGGGUCAAGCAGGUGGAUGUGACCGUGUUUGGCUACAGCAUAGUGAUUCACAGGGCCUAUAAGCACACUGUGCUGGUCAACAACGAACGGCUGUAUCUACCCCUGAAACUGGGGCAAGGCAAGAUAAAUAUCUUUUCAUUUGGCUUCCAUGUAGUGGUGGAAACUGAUUUUGGCCUGAAGGUUGUGUAUGACUGGAAGACCUUCCUGUCAAUCACAGUCCUGAGGAACAUGCAGAACAGCACCUAUGGCUUAUGUGGCCGCUAUAAUGGCAACCCGGACGAUGAUCUAGAGAUGCCUAUGGGUCUGCUUGCAUCCAGUAUCAAUGAGUUUGGGCAGAGCUGGGUGAAGAGGGACACUUUCUGCCAGGUUGGCUGUGGGGACCGCUGCCCUUCCUGUGCCAAGGUAGAAGGUUUCUCAAAGGUGCAGCAGCUGUGUAGCCUGAUCCCCAACCAGAACUCUGGCUUCACCAAGUGUCACAGCAAAGUCAAUCCCACUUUCUUCUACAAGAACUGCCUGUUUGACUCUUGCAUCGAUGGGGGUGCAGUGCAGACCGCCUGCAGCUGGCUGCAGAACUAUGCCAGCACCUGCCAGACUCAGGGAAUCGCAGUGACCGGCUGGAGAAAUUACACAGCAUGCUCCAUCACCUGUCCUCCCAACAGCCAUUACGAGAGCUGCGUGAGUGUCUGCCAGCCCCGCUGUGCUGCCAUCCGCCUGAAGAGUGACUGCAACCACUACUGUGUGGAGGGCUGCCAGUGUGACGCAGGCUAUGUCCUCAACGGCAAGAGCUGCAUCCUGCCCCACAGCUGUGGCUGCUACUCAGAUGGCAAAUAUUAUGAGCCCAAGCAGCUUUUCUGGAACAGUGACUGCACCCGGCGCUGCCGCUGUUUUCGGCGCAACCUGAUCCAGUGCGACCCGCGCCAGUGCAAGUCAGACGAGGAGUGCGCCCUUCGGAAUGGGGUGCGUGGCUGCUUCAGCACCAGGACCUCCUACUGUUUGGCGGCGGGGGGCGGCGUCUUCCGCACCUUCGAUGGAGCCUUCCUCCGCUUCCCAGCGAAUUGUGCCUUCGUGCUCUCCACCAUCUGCCAGAAGCUGCCAGACAUCUCCUUCCAGCUCAUCAUUAACUUUGACAAGUGGUCGUCUCCUAACCUCACUAUCAUUUCGCCCGUUUAUUUUUACAUUAAUGAGGAGCAGAUUCUCAUCAACGACCGGAACACUGUCAAGGUGAAUGGCACACAAGUGAAUGUCCCAUUUAUAACCGGGUUGGCAACCAGAAUCUACAGCAGCGAGGGCUUCUUGGUGAUUGACACCAGCCCUGACAUCCAGAUACACUACAAUGGUUUCAAUGUCAUAAAAAUCAGCAUCAGUGAGCGGUUGCAGAACAAAGUGUGUGGCCUCUGUGGUAACUUCAAUGGGGACUUAACUGAUGAUUAUGUGACCUUGCGGGGAAAGCCAGUGGUGAGCAGUGUGGUGCUGGCCCAGAGCUGGAAAACCAAUGGCAUGCAGAAGAGGCUUCUUGCCCCCAGCUGCAACGAGCUGCAGUUCUCACAGUAUGCUGCCAUGUGUGAUAAUGUGCAUAUCCAGAAGAUGCAGGGCAAUGGCUACUGCCUGAAGCUCACGGAUAUGAAGGGCUUCUUCCAGCCCUGCUAUGGGCUACUUGACCCCCUCCCUUUCUAUGAAUCCUGCUAUCUGGAUGGCUGCUACAACCACAAGAAGUUCCAGCUGUGUGGCUCCCUGGCUGCCUAUGGAGAGUCCUGUCGUUCCUUUGGGAUCCUCAGCACUGAGUGGAUUGAGAAGGAGAAUUGCUCAGGAGUGGUUGAAGAUCCCUGUGUGGGGGCAGACUGUCCCAACCGGACCUGUGAGCUAGACAAUGGAGGGGAGCUGUGCGGGUGCAUUGAGCCACCUCCCUAUGGAAACAACUCACAUGACAUUAUUGAUGCUGAGGUGACCUGCAAGGCAUCCCAGAUGGAAGUGUCCAUAUCUAAGUGCAAACUCUUCCAGCUUGGUUUUGAGAGAGAGGGUGUGAGGAUCAAUGACAGACAAUGCACUGGCAUCGAAGGGGAAGAUUUUAUCUCCUUUCAGAUCAACAACACCAAAGGGAAUUGUGGAAAUAUUGUACAGUCCAAUGGCACUCAUAUCAUGUAUAAGAACACAAUCUGGAUAGAAAGCGCCAACAAUACCGGCAACAUCAUCACCAGGGACCGGACAAUCAACGUGGAAUUCUCAUGUGCUUAUGAGCUGGACAUCAAGAUCUCCUUGGACUCUGUUGUGAAGCCCAUGCUCAGUGUCAUUAACCUGACAGUUCCAACCCAAGAAGGCAGCUUCACCACCAAGAUGGCACUCUACAAAAAUGCCUCCUAUAAACAUCCUUAUCGCCAGGGUGAAGUGGUAUUGACGACCCGAGAUGUGCUGUAUGUAGGGGUCUUUGUGGUUGGAGCUGAUGCCACACAUCUGAUCCUGACCCUGAACAAAUGCUAUGCAACACCCUCCCGCGACAGCAAUGAUAAGCUUCGCUACUUCAUCAUUGAAGAAGGGUGUCAGAACAUUAAAGAUAACACUAUUGGCAUCGAGGAGAAUGGUGUCUCCCUGACCUGUCGCUUUCACGUCACAGUCUUCAAGUUCAUUGGGGAUUAUGAUGAAGUUCAUCUUCACUGUGCAGUAUCACUCUGUGACUCAGAAAAGUACUCCUGUAAAAUAAAUUGCCCACAAAAUUCCAGGAUUGCCACAGAUUAUGCAAAAGAACCUAAAGAACAGAUCAUUUCAGUGGGACCUAUUAGGAGAAAAAGGCUGGACUGGUGUGAGGACAACGGAGGGUGUGAGCAGAUUUGCACAAGCCGGGUGGAUGGGCCUCUGUGUAGCUGUGUGACAGGAACGCUGCAGGAGGAUGGCAAGAGCUGCAGAGCCUCUAAUUCUUCCACUGAACUUCAAGUUUGGACACUCCUUCUCAUCAUGACCCAGAUUUCAUUGUGGCAUUUUGUGUAUAAAUCAGUCAUGACCUCAUAAUUCACUCAAGGUUACUAUACAAAGUACUGUAAUUUACUUUUCAACUCCCUGUAGGAUAAACAGUGUGUGCCCUUAAGUCAAAACCCAUUUGAAGGUGACCAGAUGCCACUGGUCAGCACAAUGCCACCUGCCUCACAUGGUCAGAGAUCUGGAAAUGAGUGGAAUUACAUGCUCCUCUUUCAAAGGACACAGCAGUGCUUCUAAAACCAGUUGUGGAAAGUACAUCUCUUGCCUAAAAUUUUCAAACAGCUGUCACUAGAAAUUUUGAUUCACAUAAAUAACUAGUACAAGAAAAAAAAUCUAGUUAGAAAAGUCUGACUGGAAAUCUGAUCAGAGAAGUCUGUCAACCAGUGCUGUUUCUGGAUCAUAGUUUUACAAAGAGGGGACCUGUGGGACAACAGAGAAGCAAUGGCUGAGAGGUUUCACUCCCUCUCAGGAAGUUCUUGAAAGUUUGGAGUGUCUGACCUAUGAUAUGCAUGUGUUGCUCCCUUCUCUUCAUGGUGAACUCCUUCCCUACCCUCAUGUCCUUCAACCUUGCCAUGGCAGCUUGGUCACUGAGUAUAUUGUUUGCAUACCUUGAGAUCCCCACCCCCAUCCCUUCCCCUCAGACCCAAA